Messenger RNA from Microtus oregoni (creeping vole), 5862 nucleotides. It is a transcript of the gene Dapk1, whose product is annotated as death associated protein kinase 1. The transcript has 26 exons. Lineage: Eukaryota; Metazoa; Chordata; Mammalia; Rodentia; Cricetidae. The coding region runs from base 295 to 4587 and encodes 1430 amino acids. Gene Ontology annotation, biological process: protein phosphorylation; intracellular signal transduction; positive regulation of apoptotic process. Gene Ontology annotation, molecular function: protein serine/threonine kinase activity; ATP binding; protein binding. Gene Ontology annotation, cellular component: cytoplasm; nucleus. The record is from RefSeq and is a predicted model, not a curated record.
CGGAGCCGGGAGGAGCCGCGAGCGCAGCGGAGGAAGAGGACGGAGAGGAGGAGGAGAAGGUGGUGGCUGCGUCCCUGAGGGGCCGAGCUGAUCUCGAGGCAAGGGAGCGGAGGCCGUUUGGAGGUGCCCCGGAUCGGGACCCGCCACGGGGCGCAGGGCGCACGGGCCGAGAGCUGCGGGGCCGAGGUCUGCGGCUUGGUGCAUGAGGGGCCCGCAGCGGCGCGGCGGCGGUGGGGAUGGUUCGGGCCGCGGAGCCGGAGUGGCCUGGGUUCUGGUGAGGCGAGACAGUCUAUCAUGACUGUGUUCAGGCAGGAAAACGUGGACGACUACUACGACACCGGCGAGGAACUGGGCAGCGGACAGUUCGCGGUGGUGAAGAAAUGCCGUGAGAAAAGCACUGGUCUUCAGUAUGCGGCCAAGUUCAUCAAGAAAAGGAGGACCAAGUCCAGCCGACGGGGUGUGAGUCGUGAGGACAUCGAACGGGAAGUCAGCAUCCUGAAGGAGAUCCGCCACCCGAACGUCAUCACCCUGCAUGAGGUCUAUGAGAACAAGACCGAUGUCAUUCUGAUCCUGGAGCUUGUUGCAGGGGGUGAACUGUUUGACUUCUUGGCUGAGAAAGAAUCCCUGACUGAAGAGGAAGCAACGGAAUUUCUCAAGCAGAUUCUCAGUGGUGUUUACUACCUACACUCGCUUCAGAUCGCCCACUUUGACCUGAAGCCGGAAAACAUAAUGCUUCUGGAUAGAAACGUGUCCAAGCCUCGGAUCAAGAUCAUCGACUUCGGCCUGGCCCAUAAAAUCGACUUUGGAAAUGAAUUCAAAAAUAUAUUUGGGACACCAGAGUUCGUGGCUCCAGAGAUUGUCAACUAUGAGCCCCUUGGUCUCGAGGCAGACAUGUGGAGCAUCGGGGUAAUAACCUACAUUCUCCUAAGUGGGGCCUCCCCAUUUCUUGGAGACACCAAGCAAGAAACAUUAGCGAAUGUAUCUGCUGUCAACUAUGAAUUUGAAGAGGAAUUCUUCCGUAAUACCAGUGCCCUUGCCAAAGAUUUCAUCAGGAGACUGCUGGUCAAGGAUCCAAAGAAAAGGAUGACAAUCCAGGACAGUUUGCAGCACCCCUGGAUUAAGCCUAAAGAUACACAACAAGCUCUUAGUCGAAAAGCCUCAGCAGUAAACAUGGAGAAAUUCAAGAAGUUUGCAGCUCGGAAGAAAUGGAAACAAUCUGUUCGCUUGAUAUCACUGUGCCAAAGAUUAUCCCGGUCGUUUUUGUCCAGAAGUAACAUGAGCGUGGCCAGAAGCGAUGAUACUCUGGACGAGGAAGACUCCUUUGUGAUGAAAGCCAUCAUCCAUGCCAUCAAUGAUGACAACGUCCCAGGCCUGCAGCACCUUCUGGGCUCGCUGUCCAGCUAUGACGUUAACCAGCCCAACAAGCAUGGGACACCUCCGUUACUGAUUGCUGCCGGCUGUGGGAAUAUCCAGAUGCUUCAGUUACUCAUCAAACGAGGCUCAAGGAUCGAUGUCCAGGAUAAGGGAGGAUCCAAUGCCAUCUACUGGGCCUCUCGGCAUGGUCACGUGGAUACUCUGAAAUUUCUCAAUGAGAACAAAUGCCCUUUGGAUGUUAAAGACAAGUCUGGAGAGACAGCCCUUCAUGUGGCAGCCCGAUACGGACACGCGGAUGUGGUGCAGCUUCUCUGCAGCUUCGGUUCUAACCCUGAUUUCCAGGACAAGGAAGAAGAAACCCCCCUACACUGCGCUGCCUGGCAUGGCUAUUACUCCGUGGCCAAAGCCCUCUGUGAAGUUGGCUGCAAUGUGAAUAUCAAGAACCGGGAGGGAGAGACCCCGCUGCUGACAGCUUCUGCCAGGGGCUAUCAUGAUAUCGUGGAGUGUCUGGUUGGACAUGGAGCUGACCUGAAUGCCUCUGACAAGGAUGGACACAUUGCCCUUCAUCUCGCGGUGAGGCGCUGUCAGAUGGAGGUCAUCAAGACCCUCCUCGGCCAUGGGUGCUUCGUGGAUUUCCAAGACAGGCACGGCAACACACCCCUGCACGUGGCCUGCAAAGACGGCAGCGCACCUAUCGUGAUGGCCCUCUGCGAAGCCAGCUGCAAUCUGGACAUCUCAAACAAGUAUGGACGUACUCCUCUCCACCUUGCAGCCAACAAUGGGAUCCUGGACGUGGUCCGCUACCUCUGUCUGAUGGGCGCCAACGUGGAGGCUCUGACCUCGGAUGGCAAGACAGCUGAAGACCUCGCUAGGUCGGAACAGCACGAGCAUGUGGCGGGGCUCUUGGCAAGACUACGGAAGGACACACACAGAGGACUCUUCAUCCAGCAGCUCCGACCCACGCAGAAUCUCCAGCCAAGAAUCAAACUCAAACUGUUCGGCCACUCGGGGUCUGGGAAAUCCACACUGGUGGAGUCUCUCAAGUGUGGGCUGUUGAGGAGUUUCUUCAGAAGGCGCAGGCCCAGGCUCUCCUCCAUGAACUCCACCCGCUUCCCUCCAUCGCCCCUGGCUGCUAAGCCAACAGUCUCGGUGAGCAUUAACAACCUAUACCCCGGCUGUGAGAACGUGAGCGUGAGGAGCCGCAGCAUGAUGUUCGAGCCGGGCCUCACCAAAGGGAUGCUGGAAGUGUUUGUGGCUCCGUCCCAUCACCUGCACUGCUCGGCCGACGACCAGUCCACCAAGGCCAUCGACAUCCAGAACGCUUAUUUGAACGGAGUUGGUGAUUUCAGUGUAUGGGAGUUCUCUGGGAACCCCGUGUACUUUUGUUGCUAUGACUACUUCGCUGCCAACGAUCCCACAUCCAUCCAUGUCAUCGUUUUCAGUCUAGAAGAACCCUACGAGAUCCAACUGAACCAAGUGAUUUUCUGGCUCAGUUUCUUGAAGUCUCUGGUCCCAGUUGAAGAACCCAUAGCUUUUGGAGGCAAGCUGAAGAACCCACUCCGAGUUGUCCUGGUAGCCACACAUGCUGACAUCAUGAACAUCCCUCGGCCUGCUGGAGGCGAGUUUGGAUAUGAUAAGGAUAUAUCCUUGCUGAAAGAGAUCAGGAACAGGUUCGGGAAUGACCUCCAUGUCUCAAAUAAGCUGUUUGUGCUGGAUGCGGGUGCGUCUGGGUCUAAGGACAUCAAGGUUCUUCGGAAUCACCUGCAAGAAAUACGGAGUCAAAUUGUCUCUGGCUGCCCUCCCAUGACUCACCUGUGUGAGAAGAUCAUCUCAACGCUGCCCUCCUGGCGGAAACUCAACGGACCCAACCAGCUGAUGUCGCUGCAGCAGUUUGUGUAUGACGUGCAGGACCAGCUGAACCCCCUGGCCUCUGAGGAUGACCUCAGGCGCAUCGCGCAGCAGCUGCACAGCACGGGCGAGAUCAACAUCAUGCAGAGUGAGACGGUCCAGGACGUGCUGCUGCUCGACCCUCGGUGGCUCUGUACCAAUGUCCUGGGGAAGCUGCUCUCCGUGGAGACCCCGCGGGCCCUACACCAUUACCGGGGCCGUUAUACCACGGAAGACAUACAACGCCUGGUCCCCGACAGUGAUGUGGAGGAGCUACUACAGAUACUGGAUGCCAUGGACAUCUGUGCCCGGGACCUGAGUAGUGGGACUAUGGUGGAUGUUCCCGCUCUGAUCAAAACAGACAGCCUGCAGCGCUCCUGGGCGGAUGAGGAGGAUGAGGUGAUGGUGUACGGUGGGGUGCGCAUCGUCCCCGUGGAGCACCUCACUCCCUUCCCCUGUGGCAUCUUCCACAAGGUUCAGGUCAACCUGUGCCGGUGGGUCCACCAGCAGAGUGCCGAGGGUGACGCCGACAUCCGCCUGUGGGUGAGCGGCUGCAGAAUCGCCAACCGAGGCGCCGAGCUGUUGGUGCUGCUGGUCAACCACGGCCAGGGCAUCGAGGUUCAGGUGCGUGGGCUGGAGACGGAGAAGAUCAAGUGCUGCCUCCUGCUGGACUCGGUGUGCAGCACCAUCGAGAAUGUCAUGGCCACCACCUUGCCGGGGUUGUUGACAGUAAAGCACUACCUGAGCCCCCAGCAGCUGCGGGAACACCAUGAACCGGUCAUGGUCUACCAGCCCCGUGACUUCUUCCGCGCUCAGACCCUGAAGGAGAGCUCCCUUACCAACACCAUGGGAGGGUACAAGGAGAGCUUCAGCAGUAUCACCUGCUUCGGGUGUCACGACGUCUACUCACAGGCCAGUCUCGGCAUGGACAUCCACGCGUCAGACCUGAGUCUGCUGACCCGGAGGAAACUGAGCCGUCUGCUUGACCCACCCGACCCCAUGGGGAAGGACUGGUGCCUUCUGGCCAUGAACUUGGGCCUCCCAGACAUGGUGGCCAAGCACAACAUCAGCACCAGGUCGCCUAGGGAUUUCCUUCCCAGCCCAGCGCAUGCCUUGCUGCAGGAAUGGACCUCCUACCCCGAGAGUACGGUCGGCAUCCUCAUAUCCAAACUCCGGGAGCUGGGGCGCCGAGACGCUGCCGACUUCUUACUGAAGGCCUCCUCCGUGUUCAAGAUCAACCUUGAUGGCAAUGGCCAGGAGGCCUACGCCUCAAGCUGUAACAGUGGCACCUCAUACAAUUCCAUUAGCUCGGUGGUGUCCCGGUGAGGGCAGCCUUGGCUUGGGCAGGGCCUUUAUGGACUGAGAUGCAAGGGUGGUGGUGGUGGGGCUCCCCAUCCUUCUCAGUACAUUCCUUCUGCUUCUGAAGACAUCCCCCCCAUCCUGUUCCUUGCUUCCCUACCUCCAUUCCCCUCCCUCUCACGCAUCCCCCAGUCAAGAGCAGACCACAUGCUUCGCUUUGGCCACGCGGGAAGCUAGCCCCCCUCCUGUCAGUGUUUUGGACUCCAUCUCUCGUUCUCUAAUACCUUGCUUCAUAUUCAUAAUUUUAUUGGAAUUCCAAACUUUUCAAUGAAAAAAAUUUAAAGUUCCUUACCAAUUAUCCUUUUUUAAAAAAGAAAAAGAAAGAAAGGAGCAGACAUUUAUCCACAAUGUGUAUUUCUUACCUUUUCUCUGCUGUAGCAGCUCCUCAGCCUAUCUCUUUUAUAUUUGUAGGAGAGGCUCCCAUGCCUGGACCCCACUGUAUGAUUUAUAAACAGACAGUAUGUGAGUGCCUUUUGCAGAAGAGAGUGUGUUGAAAUCGUCUGAGUCAGCCCGGCGCUGUCACCAAGGAAAUGCUACCUCUCUGUCCCUUGCUGUGCGCUGAUCAUCGCCAGAGGUGCUUCACUCUGAGUUGUUGGUUUUGGUUUGGUAUUCUUCCCCCCCCCCCCUUUUUUUUUCUAGGGAGGGGGCUCUGUGUUUCAUUUGGCAAGGAAAGAGGAAAAAGGAAUCCUCCCCCCAGAGUGUUCAUGGCCAGUGUUGCUGUAAGAAGACAUCUUUUAAGUUGCUUUUGUUAAGACAUCCAUGUGAACAUACAUGUACAUGAAACCUACCGACCGUCAUGCCUCACCGCUCCCUCCCAUCUCAGGUAGAAGGUUGACACAGUGUAGGGUUAUGGAGACCCGUGUUAAGAAUUCCGAAGACCCCAGCUCAUAAUCUGUGGCAGUCCGUUGUCAUUGGCGCAUAGCAGAUGGGUCCUAUGUUGAGAUCCUGGUUUGAUCACUUCCUGUACUUGAAGUCUGAAAGAGAAAGAAAAGAGAAGAAACAAGUUUUCUUGGGGUGAUUGAGAUUGUGAUCGAAUUCUAAAUCACUAUGAAGGAACAUGUUUUAAUUCUGUCCUGAGAAGCAUGUUACGUUACCGUAUCAUCUGUACAUAUAUAUAUGCACUAUGUAUAUACAUAUAUAUUAAUACUGGUAUUUUUACUUAAUCUAUAAGAUGUCGUAAAAGAAUUAAGUUUGUUUUUUUUCUUUUGUUUUAUAAAUAAACUGUUGCGUAUUGCAUUUGAU